AAUCACUCUCCCCUCCUUCUCCUACUCUCUUCCUCUCCUCUCUCUUCCUCCUCCCUCCCCUUCAUCACCUCAUUCACGAUCGUGGUCUCUACUCAGUCGAGGGAAUCUGCACCCCGCUUCGCGUCCCGUUGCACGGGCUUAUCGCACGGAUUCGGCGCGCCGAAAAGUUAAAGGAAAAGAUUUGCCUCACCCACGUAAUUGAUCAACCGGCUUCUUUUCGCCCCGGGAUCAACGUCCUCCUUCGGGACUCUCAACUUCAAUCCCUCAAUCGUGAAGAACAAAGGUCCCAAAAGGAAUCACCUCCUUCCUAACCUUUCCGUGACCCUCUUUUUCCAGUCUGUGAGGGGCAUGUGUUCCACCUGAGUCCCCGAGUUGGUUCGUCGAUGAGUAUGACGUCUGAAACGGCCGAGUGCUCGACCCCAACCGCCAACUCUAUGGAGUCAGGUUUCCAGACAGUCCAAUCCCCAGCCAAGAUGUCCGCCCAGCCGUCGGAGGCCGGUGAUGCCGAUGCCAAGUCCAAAUCGCAGCCUGGCCAGGUGCGCUUCUCCUCCGUCACCCAGGAGAUUGAACCCUCCAAGACGAUGCUGUCACCAGUGUCGGAGACACCUUCGCAGCCUGAAUCGCUCAGACAAGCUCCCGAUGAAGAGGAAUUGCGGUCGCUGGCCCAGAGCUUGCAAAGAUCGCAGCUCCAGGAAUCUCGUCUACGCAACUUUUCAUUCGAGCCAAUGUCUCUUCCAUCUUCCAGGGUUGGCUCUCGAGAGUCCAGUGACCGUAGUGCCAUAGGCACUGGUUCGUUCAUGGCUUCCCCUCAUGCUUCCCCCCCCGUUUCCGCUGUACAGUCACCUCCCCUGACCCCGGCUGUUACCAACUCCCGCGAGGGCCGAGCUACUGGCCAACACCCCGCGAUCACACCUGAAACCUCCCCUCCGGUCACAUCCGGUGACAACCACGCGGUCCAACGAAGCGCCCCAACUUCCCGGCCCACCUCCACCGACUACCUCUCCAUGAAGCAGAGCGGCUUCUCGGAACCUCCGUCCCAGAUCAAUACGGCGGUCCCGAGACACCGUGCCCAAUUCUUUACCGGAGCCGAUGCGAGCUCCCAGGAAGAGAGCCCUCCCCCAACCCCGAGAGACUCCCAUACGCCACCGGGCGCUAUCACUCCCGUCGGCGAACCAAAUGACCCAUAUGCCCGGAGCAAGCGACCCCCGCAGUCCAAGAACCUCGCCCAGCUCGACGCACGAUUUAUCUUUGGGAGUCGAGAUUCGAAGCGCUCAUUCCGUCCUGGUAACCCCCCACGGUCGGCGAGUGCCAGUGAUCUGGGUAAAUCAAGCGACAAGCGGAAUCACAAGAAGGAAUCGAGUGAUAAGAAUGGGCAUAGCCAUCACCACCAUGGCUCCAUGUCCGAACUCAAGCGUUUCUUCAAGAUGGGCCACCGUAACAAGCGGCCAGACUCACCGACAUCGGCUAGCAAGCAGUCUAGCCGCAAUUCCAAGAAAAGCACCCCGUACCAGAUGGCACCCGACAAUGUACCAUUCGCCGAUGAUCACGGGUUGCAUUCCAAGUAUGGAAAAAUGGGGCGUGUCCUAGGAUCUGGUGCUGGUGGUUCGGUUCGACUGCUCAAGCGGAAUAGCGAUGGUGUGACUUUUGCUGUGAAGCAGUUCCGGGAUCGACACAGCUGGGAGACCUUGAAGGAGUACUCGAAGAAGGUCACGGCUGAGUUCUGUAUCGGCUCUACCUUGCACCACGGCAACAUUAUCGAGACUCUGGAUAUCAUUCAAGAAGGAAGCCAUUGGUACGAGGUCAUGGAAUAUGCGCCGUUCGACCUCUUCGCCAUUGUCAUGACGGGCAAGAUGACCAAGGAGGAGAUUUCCUGCUCAUUCAAGCAGAUUCUCAGUGGUGUGGCAUACCUCCACGGGAUGGGUCUGGCUCACCGGGAUUUGAAGCUGGACAAUGUGGUGGUCAACGAUCGCGGUAUCAUGAAGCUGAUUGACUUUGGAAGCGCGGUGGUCUUCCGCUAUCCAUUCGAGAACGAUAUUGUGCCUGCAACAGGCAUUGUUGGUUCAGACCCAUACCUCGCUCCCGAGGUAUACGACGAGAAGAAAUAUGACCCCCGUCCCACGGAUGUUUGGUCGCUGGCGAUCAUCUUCUGUUGUAUGACCUUGCGCCGCUUCCCAUGGAAGCAGCCGCGCACCACAGAUAACUCCUACCGUCUCUUUGUGGCCCCCCCGACUCCUGGCACACCGGUUGCCGAUGUCGACCCUCGGCGCCAACCCAGAGCCAAGUCCAGCCCUGAUCUGCCUCCUGCAGCUCAUGAGGAGAAGCACCCUGAGAUGCCUCAUAAGUCCGCUGCAUUGGCACCCGCAGCGGCUGCCCCAGAACAAAAUGGGACCAAGCCUCCCGACUCUCCUACCAAGGACUGCGACAAGCCCGGCGAAACUGCGCAGAAGCAGGUCAGCCAGACUAGCGUCAAUAACAAGCCCACGCGCACCACCAGCAAAGAGGCGCCACCUCUCCCACCGAAUGCUCAGCCGCCGGCCCAGCGUCAGGAGGUCAUCAAGGGCCCUUGGCGACUUCUCCGCAUCUUGCCGCGGGAAAGUCGGUACAUCAUUGGCCGCAUGCUGAAGGUGAACCCGAAUGAGCGAGCAACUCUCGACGAGGUGAUGAUGGAUGACUGGGUGCGCAACAUCAUUACUUGUCGACAGGAAGACUCGGGUGAGGUCAUCAGUGCCACUAACCACACUCACGUCCUCGAGCCUCCAUCGCAAAGCCCCGCCGUUGCCAGCAAGGGUGUCAAGGCUAAAUAAUUUCCUCCUUCCCCAACCUCCUUUCGUGUAUCAAUUUACUCGACCUGUGCAUAAUUUCCUAUAGGGCCCGGGUAAUGGGCCCUCACCUCUUGUCUCAUUUUGUCUCCUUUUUCCCUUCGAUUCCUCCACCUUUUCAACCCGCGAUGCCCUUCGAUUUCGUCCAAGGUAUGAAAUUUAUCUUGGCUUCUCCUCUUGUUCGAGUCGAUCUCUGUGAGACAAUUAAUCAGUGCGAUUGGUGUUGGUAUACUUGUCCUUGACGGGACUCAUGUAUCAAUUCUGGGUAACUUUGGGAAGCUCUGAGGGGUGGGUUGAAUAGAGUGUGUUUCUGGUGUUGUGGAAAGCCCCAAAUCCGCUGGCAAACGAAAGGCCCCAGUCUCUUUGGGGCCUAGGUAUCCAGCGCUAUACGUCUCCUGCUAGAUCGUCAUUGAAAUGCGAAACAGGGGUUUCUUUUCUCUUUCUUGCCCUGCACAUUCCUCGUUUAGUGUCCCUGCGGGUGGUGCUUUCUUUUCGCGGGUGUCUUCGGUGUUAUGCGAAACCCUCGGGGCAGUAGAUAUUUUCUCAAUAUAAAGAAUAUAGUCUUCUUUCAACAGAAU
Messenger RNA from Penicillium subrubescens, 3397 nucleotides. RefSeq lists its product as uncharacterized. The coding region runs from base 384 to 2804 and encodes 806 amino acids. Gene Ontology annotation, molecular function: protein serine/threonine kinase activity; ATP binding. Gene Ontology annotation, biological process: protein phosphorylation; intracellular signal transduction. NCBI's taxonomy places the organism in Eukaryota, Fungi, Ascomycota, Eurotiomycetes, Eurotiales, Aspergillaceae. The transcript is spliced from 4 exons. The record is from RefSeq and is a predicted model, not a curated record.